Messenger RNA from Racocetra persica, 366 nucleotides. NCBI's taxonomy places the organism in Eukaryota, Fungi, Glomeromycota, Glomeromycetes, Diversisporales, Gigasporaceae. The record is from the annotation of a GenBank genome assembly.
AUGAACGAAGAAAAAAAUAUCUAUCCCGCUUCCUACCUAGACCGCCUUAAUAACCUGAUUACUAACCAGUUUAAUCACCUUUGCCCUAUCAAAAAAGAUUUUCGCUUAACUUUGUCCGGAAUAUCUCGUUUGGUUAUGCUGGACCGCUACUCUCAAAAAGAUAAAGAACGAAAAACUUUACAAAUAGGAGAUAUAGUUCUGACUGUCAUUAAACCGGACCCAAAAUUCCCCAGCCGAGAAAUUGAAGAAGAAUUUGCCGCUAAUAUUGACCCUGAUUUGCUCUAUCAAGAACAUCCGCGACAAAUAAUCAAGCCCGAUUUUGCUGUAGAAAAACCCCUGGAACUAUACUACGAGCAGAUUGCCUGA